This is a messenger RNA of Arabidopsis arenosa, 254 nucleotides long. Lineage: Eukaryota; Viridiplantae; Streptophyta; Magnoliopsida; Brassicales; Brassicaceae. The record is from the annotation of a GenBank genome assembly.
AGCUUCACUGUCUCUGAAUCGGCAAAGAUUUAGAAGAAAAUGGCAACAGCAUCAGGAGGGACUACUCCAGGAACCGUCUCUAACAAAGAAUGGUGGGCGGCAACUGAUGAGAAAUUCCAAGCUUGGCCAAGAACCGCUGGUCCUCCUGUUGUUAUGAAUCCCAUUAGCCGUCAGAAUUUCAUCGUGAAGACCCGUCCGGAAUGAGAAAAUAAGUUCAAUGCUUUGAUUUUUCAGAAUAAGAUGAAUGAUAAUGU